AAAUAAAACACUCCGUUAUAUUGUAAAUAAUUACAUCAUGUACAAAUAAUAGAGGCUUAAAACUUUGUACGAAAGAUAAGUACUGAAUAUAAUUAUCAUAUUCUAGAAAAUUUCCAUAAUUUUGAUUGGUUUACGUUUAAAACUUAUCGGCAAAUACAAAAUAACUUAUUCAAUUAGUGUGAUACAAUCGACAUAACAAACAGGUUACGUAACAUACCUAAAAAUGGUAAAAGAAGUUUAUAAAAUAAUUGGUGCCGCACUUCUACCAAAUGUGGGUGGAUGGGCUGGUGGUAUAAUUACAAGUCAAAAUAUCAAACCAUGGUAUGAAUCAAUGAAAAAACCUGAUUGGAGACCACCAAAUUGGGCUUUUGGUCCCGUUUGGACUGGUCUCUAUUGUGGUAUGGGCUAUGCAUCGUAUUUGGUGUACAGAGAUGGUGGUGGAUUUAAUGGUCCAGCAAAAUUACCAUUAAUUCUUUAUGGAUCACAAUUAGCGUUGAAUUGGUCAUGGACACCAAUUUUCUUUGGAUUACAUUCACUUAAAGGGGGUUUGGUUAAUAUUGUUUUGUUAUGGGGUACGGCAGCCGCUUGUGGAAUAUCGUUUUAUGGAAUAAAUAAGACUGCAGGAUAUCUAUUCAUACCAUAUAUGGCCUGGUUAACUAUAGCCACAGCAUUAAAUUAUACUGUCGCCAGAGAUAACCCAAAUGGUGUUGAAAUCACUGAAAUCACAAAGAACGAUUAGGUUCACAUUAGUUCAUACUUUCACAUCGCAUAUACUUAAUUAUUAAAUCAUGAAAAAUUUUACGCACAUGUUUGUAAUGGGAACUAUUUUAUAUUUUAUUAUUGUUUAAAUAUAUCUUUUUUUAUUCUUA
This is a messenger RNA of Chrysoperla carnea, 869 nucleotides long. RefSeq names its product translocator protein. The transcript is spliced from 2 exons. Gene Ontology annotation, cellular component: mitochondrial outer membrane. The record is from RefSeq and is a predicted model, not a curated record. Bases 224 to 739 code for a protein of 171 amino acids. Lineage: Eukaryota; Metazoa; Arthropoda; Insecta; Neuroptera; Chrysopidae.